AUGGCGAUUUGGUCGGACUGCUGCACAUUCAUUAUCUCACUUUCAGUGCUCACGUACUUUGUCCCGACAAGCUACUGCACGGUCGUUUUCUACGAUCACGAGCUGACCAACGAUUCUUCACCAUGCGAUCGCCACUGUCAGCUACUGGAUGCGGUUGAUACGGCGCUGCUCGAAGGAUUUCGCUUGUAUCAUCCGGUGAUGUGGAUUUCUGCGGAACUUGAUUCAGCGGAACAAGAUAUAAGAGAUGCCGUCGAGUACGGCUGUCAGUCGUACAUUGUGGUAUCGCAACAGGUGAUGCAAUUCUUCGAUUUGAAGCUUGUCAUAAAGGAAACGACUCUGCAACGAAUGCGGGACAGGAACUUCCUGAUUCUGGAUGUCACGGAGAACCUAUUUGAUGCCGACAGCUGGACCACUAAGGAAGCCUUCAAAUUCUAUCCCAACCUCUGGCUUCUGAGUCCUCGUGAGAACGGAUCGCACGAGUUCUACACCCAAGACUACUCCAACAGCUACGUAAACGAGCUGCAGCUGGCCACAACCUGGAACAGCUCUUCGGCGCACUCUGCCCUCGCGGACAUCCUGUUUCACGACAAACUGUACGAUCUUCAGGGAAGAACCAUUCCCAUGGGCGUUGCCGAGUACGCUCCGUACUGCAUGACUACAAACGUGGGAGCUGGAAAUGGGAAUGCUGAUGCGUUCAACUCCACAGCUCCGAAGGAGCUGUACGUCGAGGGUUUGGAAGGAAGUCAGAUCGUGGAGUUCUGCCACAAUCGCAACUGCAACAUCAAGUUGUGGCCUUAUGGUCCAAGCGAUUGGGGUGACAUCUUCGAAAAUGGUUCCGGCUACGGUGAGAUCUACUCAACGUACAUGAAGGAAACGGAGUUUGCGACGUGCUGCUUGUACUACAACUGGUAUCUUCACCUGCUGGACGGAAGUCAGUACGUUGCCAAGUCCACGAUCACUGUACUGGUUCCGGGUGCCAAAGUGUUGCCCACCUCGCUGACCCUCAUCUAUCCCUUCGAAAAUACUCUGUGGAUGGCGAUUGUCUUCAUGCUGGUUCUGAUGACAGCUGUGCACCACAUGAUCACAGCGCUGGAUCCCAACUCACCUCAACCACCGUUCGACAAGUCCAUCUUCGACAUCAUCUCCAUCUAUCUCGAUCAAGGAGUGUUCCCAAACUCCCACUCCUCUGCGUACCGCUUCCUGGUGUCCUUCAUCCUGCUGUCCGGCGUUGUGCUGAGCAACUCGUACACCAGCGGCUUCGCCAGCGUCCUCACAAUUCCGCGCUACGGCAAGUCGAUCGAAACGAUCCACGACUUUGUGCAGACUCCGUACCGCUGGGGUGCUCCGGCCAUCGCUUGGGUUCUGUCACUAUUUGGAGCGGAUUCGCACGACAUUCAAACCGUGGUCAGGAAGUUCGACAUGACCCCGGACGAGGAGCAGCUGUACCGACGUUCACUAAGCGGAACCUACGGACUGGGGGUGGAACUGCUCAACGGGGGGAACUUCGCGUUUGGGUCGUUCAUACGGGAGGACAACGUGCGCACGUUUGAGAUCCUCAAGCAGGAGUUGUACUACACGUAUACGAUCGGGUACGCCCAGCGGGGUUGGCCGCUGAUGGAGUACUACAACAAGUUUAAUUUGGAAUCGAUCCAGCACGGGUUCCUGAUCUACUGGGAAGGUCGUACGGCGAGGAAGUGGUUGAACAAUCGCAUCCAGCAAGCGCUGAUGGAGAUUUCCGCUGGGCGUAACGAGGGCGAGGAGCUGGCCCCACUGACGGUACAGUACAUUGUGGGUCCGCUGUGGGUGCUUGCUUUUGGAUUGUCGGCAGCGUUUGGCAUGUUUGUCUGCGAAAUUGGCUGGAAGAAGCUGACGGGUUUGUGGAGGAAGAUUACGUUGAAGCGGGCAAAUAGAAGACUGUUUGAUUUUGUGUCAUAACCAGUACGUAACAUUUAUUUGCUGAAA
Culex pipiens pallens (northern house mosquito) is the source of this 1962-nucleotide messenger RNA. RefSeq lists its product as uncharacterized. Gene Ontology annotation, cellular component: membrane. Gene Ontology annotation, molecular function: ligand-gated monoatomic ion channel activity. The transcript has 6 exons. The record is from RefSeq and is a predicted model, not a curated record. Lineage: Eukaryota; Metazoa; Arthropoda; Insecta; Diptera; Culicidae. The coding region runs from base 1 to 1935 and encodes 644 amino acids.